AUGGUGGACAAGGAUAAAUGGGCUCUUGCUUAUGAUGAAGGGGGGAAGCGGUACGGUAUCAUGACCACGAACAAUGCUGAGUCAUUAAAUAAUAUUUUUAGGGGUAUUCGGUCAAGACCUGUUGCAGGCAUUGUAGAGUACUCCUUCGAGAAGUUGAACGAGUACUUCGUCGAUAGAUGGGGUAAAUGCAGGAGUUUGUUGGAUAAGGGUGGACAAUGGGGACUAAUAGCGGAGGAACACCUGAAGGAUGCUGAGGAUAGAUCGGUGAACCAGCUUGCAGCGCCUUACGGCCCUGCAAGAAUGAUUUAUAGUGUUAGAGGUGCAGUUUUGAUUCAUCAUUGCAGGAUGGCGCACCCCACGUUCCCCCUACUGGAGACGUUCUACGACUCCAAGCACCGAGCACACGUCCUAGUUGACCGUGCCGAGGUGUUGGCGCCCCUCCGCGCACGUACCCACUCCCCCCUUCGGUGGGAUGAGUGGUAUGUGCCAUUCCUUCGCCGGGCUGGGAUGCUUCCUCUUGCUCGAGUGGUGUGUGCGGGCCUCCCAGUGAUGGAUGCGCCUCUGCUAACUACUUUUGUGGACCGUUGGAGGCCGGAGACACAUUCUUUUCAUUUACCUUGCGGGGAGGUCACCAUCACCUUGCAAGAUGUGGCGAUGAUUCUUGGGCUGCCUUUAGAGGGAAUAGCAGUGACCGGCAUUAUACAUAAUGAUGGCUGGAGAGAUAUGGUAGAAGCACUGAUUGGGAUUCGGCCUCCAGAACCACCUGAGGGGGUCAAGGACAGGAAGACCUCAGGGGUUAGCUCGGCUUGGUUGAGGCAGAAUUUUAACCAUUGUCCUCAAGGAGCACCGCAGGGGGUUGUAGAGCGGUAUGCUCGCGUAUGGUUGUGGCACUUGUUUGGGGGUUUUCUGUUUCCUGAUGGUUCGGGAAACACGAUUUCAUGGAUGAUACUUCCAAUUGUGGGCCAGCAGUGGGAGAACAUUGCUCAGUAUAGUUGGGGGUCGGCAACUUUAGCUUGGAUGUACCGGCAGCUUUGUGACACAUGUCGGCGGAUUGCUCAUGAUUCAAACCUAGGAGGUUGUGCAUACCUCCUGCAAAUCUGGAUUUGGGAGCGCUUUCCAGUAGGCCGGCCGUACCGAGGUGAACUUGAGCCGUGGCCACACCAUGAUGAGGAGUCCAGGCCCACUGUUGCUUACUACUGGAAGAACGUGGGAGCUGUAAGAGGGGAUCCUGCACGCCGCUACAUGCGUUACAUGGACGACCUUGACUGCCUCACUCAAAAUCUGGUUAUAACCUUCAUAUCGUUCGGUAAAUAA
This is a messenger RNA of Panicum virgatum (switchgrass), 1314 nucleotides long. Its product is annotated as protein MAIN-LIKE 1-like. The transcript is spliced from 4 exons. The coding region runs from base 1 to 1314 and encodes 437 amino acids. Gene Ontology annotation, biological process: meristem development; meristem maintenance. The record is from RefSeq and is a predicted model, not a curated record. NCBI's taxonomy places the organism in Eukaryota, Viridiplantae, Streptophyta, Magnoliopsida, Poales, Poaceae.